This is a messenger RNA of Haemorhous mexicanus (house finch), 1142 nucleotides long. RefSeq names its product complement C1q binding protein (gene C1QBP). The transcript is spliced from 6 exons. Gene Ontology annotation, biological process: cytosolic ribosome assembly. The record is from RefSeq and is a predicted model, not a curated record. The coding region runs from base 16 to 867 and encodes 283 amino acids. Lineage: Eukaryota; Metazoa; Chordata; Aves; Passeriformes; Fringillidae. Gene Ontology annotation, cellular component: mitochondrial matrix.
GCUCGGUCCCGCACGAUGCUCCUCGCCCGCUCCCUGCGCGCCGCCGCCGCCGCCGCGCUGCGCCCGCCGCUGCCCGCGCCGCGCCGCCCGCUCAGCUCCGCGGUGCCCCGCGCCCUGCUGCCGCCGCCCGCCGCCGCGCCCGCCCUGGCGCGCUCGCUGUGGCAGCUGGGCGGCGGCGCGGGGCGGACGGCGCUGCUGCGGCCGCGGCGGGGCUCGGCCGGCCGCGUGUCCUGCGGCUGCGGCGGGCUGCACACCGAGGGAGACAAAGCCUUUGCGCAGUUCCUGACGGACGAGAUCAAGGAGGAGAAGAAGAUCCAGAAGCACAAGUCCCUGCCCAAGGUCUCCGGGGGGUGGGAGCUCGAGGUCCACGGCACGGAGGCCAAACUGGUGCGGAAGAUCGCGGGGGAAAAGAUAACGGUUACAUUCAACAUCAAUAACAGCAUCCCACCCUCGGCUGAAGAAGACACGCAGGAACAGCAGAAACCCGAUGAGCAGGAGCCUGAACUUACAUCAACUCCAAACUUUGUAGUGGAAGUAAUAAAAGAUGAUACAAAACAGACCCUUGUGCUUGACUGCCAUUUCCCUGAAGAUGAGAUUGGACAUGAAGGAGAGGAAGAAAGUGAUAUUUUCACAAUUCGGGAGGUCAGCUUCCAGCCCACUGGAGAAGCCGACUGGAAGGACACCAACUACACCCUCAACACGGAUUCCCUGGACUGGGCUCUCUAUGAUCACCUGAUGGAUUUCCUGGCUGACAGAGGAGUGGACAACACCUUUGCUGACGAGUUAGUAGAGCUCAGCACUGCCCUGGAGCACCAGGAGUACAUCAAAUUCCUCGAAGACCUUAAAAGCUUUGUCAAAUGUCAGUAGGUCAGGCUAGGAAACUCAGCCUCAAGUGUGGCUAUUCCACAGUGCUGCUUCAUCCAGCAAUACCCAAAUAUAUCUUCACAGUGGAGACAGAGAGUAAGUAACUUGGAAGGUGGAGAAGGAGGAUUCUCACUUGGAUUUGGGGAGGUGUAGUGAUGGUGCAGCCCCAAUCAAGUUCUCCAGUGCUACAGGCCAGAAUUGCCUCGCCCUGCAUGGGGCUUUUUGUACAAUUAAGAGUGAAUGUGAAGAAUAAAAACUGUUCAACAUAUCAUUGAAAA